CUCGUAUAAGGCUUUCCUCCACACAAUUGAAUAAAGGCACUAGAAACCGCUUGCUUUGCCCAACGAAAGCGACGCGGCUAAAAGGCGCCUUGCCAUACAAGUGAGAGAUACUACGAACUGUGCUUGUUGCAAGGCGCCCGUUGUCUGGGCCAAGCGUGGGGUUUGCUAACGUUAGCAAGUGCAUGUGGUCGCUCCGCGUCCACCGCCAAAGAAUGGUUGAAUAAGACAACUCUUCAGAGGAGUAUUUGAUGGAUGGAUGCUGUUACCGAUCCUGUCAUGGCUCCGGAGACGCUGCUGAGCUCCGGAUGCCAGAGCGGCUCCGUCACAGCCAGCGGCAUGUCAGCGAUGACAACACCUGCCAUGUCGGAGCCAUCGAUGGCUGUCUGGGCGCGCGCAGCGCGCGCCCUGGAGCCUGCACGCGAUGAUGAUGGGAGGCAAGACGGGAUGCACUCGGAUACCGUAUCGAAGAGGGGCGGCGAUGGCGAAGGAUGUGUGCGCACAGCAAGAGUCGAUGGGCGGAGCUUCUCCGGUCGUGCGGAGGGCUGGGAACCGGGGUGCCCCAGUCUGCGUCCAGAGCCCCGGGCGCAUCAGCAUAUCGCGCUGCCGCUACCACUGCCGCUGCCGCUGCCGACGACCGGCAAUGGGAAGGCAGCUCAAGAGGAGGUGUUUUGGGGGAGGCACCCAGAGGACGCGGCGUUUGCAGAAGGGUAUGGCACGGACGAGGAGAGCAGCUCCUCCAGCGGCGCCUUGUGCGGCGUGGCGGCGGCGGCAGCGGGUGGGGCUUCCAGCGCGGUGGCAGCGGACGGAGGUGCCAGCGCAGUGGCAGCGGCAGCGGCAGCCACUAUCACAGCCACCGCAGCCGGUUUGGCCAAUGCAGCUGCUACAGCCGCGAUUGCCGCUGGUACAGUUGCUGCUACAGCCGCGCCUGCUGCGACAUGCACGUCAUUGCAGUCCCUGCCGUCGGCGCCCGUGUCCCGUGAGCUGGGCGGCUGCGGCGCCAGCAGCAGCCUCCAGUCGCCACAACCGCCGCCUCCUCAACUUGACCAGCACCACCACCAGCAGCAACAACAGCACCACCACCAGCAGCAACAGCACCCCAUAGCUGCUACAACCGGCAGCUCCUCUGGCGCGUGGGCUGCGACGGCUAGCUGCGUCGGCGCCGCUCCAGCUGGCGCCACCGCCGCCGCCGCCAGUGCUACAAUGGGAUCGCUGGUGCGCGCGGCUCCGUCCGGAGAGGUGGUGGAGAUGGCGGCGCCACGCGGGCCGUGCCGCUGUGACGGCGGCGGCGGCGGUGAUGGCGGCGGCAGCAGCAGCAGUCGUGUGCCGCAGCACCCGGCGGCAAGUGGUCCGGCUGUGUGCCCAGUAGCGGUGGCGGCGGCGGCUCACGCGGCGCCUCGCACGCCACAGUCUCGCCCGGCUGCUGCCGCCAGUGGUCCAUCAGUAACAGGAGCGGCGCGGGCCGGCAUCCAGCUGAUGAGCCUGGAGGGACUGGGUGGCGGCGGCGGCGGCGGCUGGCGGCGCUCGGUGGCCGCGGCGACGCACGACAGCAGCCGGGAGGUCUGCGGCUGUAGCAGCAGCUGCGGCGAGGGCGGGGCGCUCUGCGGCGGCGGCGGCGGCGGCGGCGGCGGCAUUGGCGGCGCGGCAGAGGUAGGGCGCGGCGGCUCCUGCUCCUGGUGCGGAGGCAUUGGCGGCGGCGGCGCGGCCGCUGCUACUGCCACGCCCGACGACGGCGCUGUGAGCCCCAGGCGCCGGGCCCCGCAGGUAGGGACCGACGCGGUGGAAGAGGAGGAGCCCACGGCAAAGCCGCCGCCGCGGCUGCCUUGGGGCCUGCUCCUCAAGCCGGACCCGGGAGCAGCGGUGGCGUCUGUGAGGCUGGGACCCGUGCCGCUGCUGCCGCUGCGGUCGCCGACGCCACGUAUGGCGGUGUCAGCGCUGGGGGCACCGCCCUGGGGAGCGGCAGCCAAACGCUCAGGCGGGUACGGCAGCAAGGCCGACGUUGAGAUGACGCCUGCAUGUGAUGAGCCCACGUGUGAUCGCGGUCCGGAGCAGGCGCCGCCGCCGCUGCCACGUCCACUGGCGCCCCAGGCGCAGCCGCCGCAGCCCGCAGUGAAGCUGGAGCGGGAGCAGCAGGCGGGAAGGAAGGAGGAAGCGGGGGAGCCCGCGCCGGCAGCCAAGAGGCCCUGCGUGCGCGCCGCUCCGGGCCAGGCGGCGGCGGCGGCGGCAGCGGCGGCUUUUCCGCGUUCCGGUCCAGCGUCGCCGGCCCCGACGGCAGCAGCGUCAGCAGCAGCACCUGCUGGGGCGGCAGUACCCGGGGUGUCGUCGGAGCCGCCGCCGCUGCCGCUGCUGCGCAGCUGCGCCUCCGCCCCCGCCGCUGCCACCACCGGCAGUGGCCACGGCGACGCCGGCUACCUGCUGGGGCCGCCGCCGCCACUGGCCUGUGGCAGGCAAGCACCCGCGGUGCCGCCGCCGGCAAAACAGCAAGGGUGGCCGCCGGCGCCGCCGCCGCUGCCUCCGAGCCAGACACUCAGCUACACGCACCACGCGUUUCCCACGGCGCCGGCCGCCACGUCCUCUGCCUCGGCCUUGGCUGCGGCUGGCCUGGCGUCUCCACCCACGCCCUGCUACCCACUGCCACACCACGUAUUUCACCAGCAGCAGCAGCAGCAGCAGCAGCAGCAAUACUACUACUCAGCAGCACCGCCAGCGCAGGCGUCACCGCCUGAACCCACGGCCGGCCUCAGCUGCGCCUGCGCCGACUGCUUGGCCGCUGCCGCUGCCACUUCAGCCGUGCGCCCGGCCCUGCGGGCGCCCAACCAUGCACCGCCACCACCACCAGCGCCGCAACCACAACCACAGCCGCAACAGCAGCUGCAGCUGCAGGCAUGGGCCCAGCCGCCAUCCGCAUUCCGCCUGGCACAUGUGCCCUACUCGCCCCCCUACACACAGUCCCAGCCGCCGCGGCUUCCUCCCAGCUUCGCGGUCGGCCCCAUCGGCCCCGGCCUCCACCUCUUCAACCCGCCACCAGCGGCCCUGCCCUCAGGCCCCGGCGCAAGUGUUGCCUCUGGUGCCGGCGCAUACCCGCCGGCUCACAGCUACUACUGCUAUCAGCCCUAUCAGCCGCAGCUACAGCCGCAGCUACAGCCGCCCCUACAGCCGCCGCAUGCGUCUGUCGUGCUGUCUCCCGCCCUGGCACAGCAGCACUGGCAGCAGCAACGACGGGUGCGGAGCGCCGGCGGUGCGCCGCCGUCGUCAGACGCCACCAUCAUGGGAGUGCCGCCAGCGCUGCAGCCGCCGCAGCCGCCACAGGCGGUUUUGAUGUCUCCCACAUCAGUGCUGUCCGGCGGUGCGAUGUCCUCCGCCGCCUCCGCCCAUUCCACCCCCGCGCUCACUCCCACUGCGUCUGUAUCGGCGGCCCCCGGGCCCGCCACAGCAGCACCAGCUGCAGCCGCCCCCGGCGCCGCCGGCUGCCCCUGCGCUGCCUGCUCUCCCAGCGCCCCCACGGGAGGGGCCGUGGCGGUUGCCGCGGCGGUUAUGGCGGCGGCGGCGGGAAGGGACGUGGCGGCGGCAGCGCCGCCGCCGUCCCUGUCGCAUGCGGCCCCAAGCACGUCUCCGCCUCCUCCACUCGGAGGCGGCCGCCGGGGCAACACAGCAUUCCUGUCCCCUUUGGCUGCUGCUGCGGCGGCGGCGGCAGGGGUGGCGGGGGCUACAACCACGGUGGCGGCGGCGGUACGCGGCAGCCAGCCGCUGCUGCCGCGCCCACGGACCGCGGUGGCGGCGCCGCCACCCGCAACUGCGGCGCCGGCGCCACUCGGCCUUGCGGAGCCCUGCCCCAUCGCGCCCACGGAGUUGCGGGCAGCAGCACCGCCAACAGCAGCGCCAGCAGCGCCAGCAGCACCGCGGCCCUCGGCUGCGGCCGCUGGUGCUAGCUUCCCAGCUGUGGCCGCUGCCGCAGCCGCCGCCAUCGCCGCUGCCGCCGCGGCCCUGAAGCAACGUAGGCGCCAGCAGCAGCAGCCCGCGGGCGCCGUGCCUGGGGCCGUGUGUAGCCUGGGGCCGUCCACGACAUCCGCUGCCACCGCCUGGCCUGGCGUGGGAUUGGCCUCCGCUGCUGCAGUGGCGCCGGGGCCGGCGGCGCCCCAGGCCAGCAGUGGCACUGCGGCCCCGACCGCCGCCGGCACGGCUUGUAGCCAGCGCCGUGCCCAGCCCCAGCGGCCCCACACCCACACCCACCUGCAGCAGCACCCGCUGCUUCAGAGCUCUGCCUCCUGGCCGCCAGCAGCUGCGAUCCAGCAGGGCCCUGCUGGUCAACGGUGGCAGCAGCAGAAGGGGCAGCACCUCCAGCAGCAUCUCCAGCAGAAGCAGCAGGAACGGGGCCCACUGCCCACCUCGUCCUCCUGCCCGCUGCCGCUGCCGCUGCCCAUGCCGCGCAUGGUUGUGGCGGCCCCGGCUCCGGCGGCGCCUGUGCCUAUGCAAGUGCCCGCGCCGCGCGCACCUCCGCCUCCGGCGCAGCUUCCCUCAGCAUCCCCGCUGCCGCCACCGCAGCUGCCGCCGUUGUACCUGCCGCAUUCGCAGUUGCCGGCAGCCGCAGGCGCCGCCACCGCAGCAGCAGCAGCGGCUACAGCCAGAGCAGCAGCUGCGGCGGUUGCUGGUGCUGGUGCUGGUGCUGGUGCCAUCACGGGCGCCAUCAGUGCUACAGCUGCCUCCGCAGCCGCCGCCGCCGCAUCGGCCGCAACUACGGCGGCGCAAUCCAAUGCGCGCGCGGCUGGGGCCGUGGUCGCCGCCGCUGCCGGUGGCACGGCAGCGGCGCGCGCUGUGGAUAGUGGUGGCGUGGCGUUUGAGGCCUUAGUCUCCGCCGCUGCCGCAGCUGCUGCGGCCGAGGCUGAGGCGACGGGCCGGGGCAGCAGCUGCUGAAGCUGCUGGCGGCAUGAUUGUGAGGGGAGUGGACAUGGAGCGCGUGCCUACUUUCAGCACCACAUCAUUGUCCCUAUAGAGUGCAUCAUCAGGAUUUCAGGGUUCCGAGGACUCCAGCCGCAUUCCUGGCUCGAUGAGAAUUAUCCGCAGGAGCAGUGGCCGUGGUCCAAAGGCAUUAUCAGCUUUGCAUGUUCGCGCAGUCGUUGAGUUAUAAGUCAAAGGCAUUCUUUGGAAGGAGCAAGGGGGGUCACGCUGGUGAUUGAAGUGCAUUGCGUUCGUGAGGACAAUUGAAGUUUCAGUUUCUGCAUGCAUAAUUGCUGAAGCAGGGGUAGUAACAAUCGUCGUGACGGAUGAGCAUCGUGACCUUUGACUUGAACUAGGUUGUAGUUGCCUGCAUUGAAUAAGUCGAUGUACGGAAUGGCACCCGCGUGUACACGUGCGGCAGGAUUGGGCAUGCCCAACCUGAAACGGGCGCCAAUGUGAUUUGCUUUGGCCAUGGAUAAGGAUGGCGCAUUCAAUCAGCUACAAUUUCAAGUAGUUCGCGCUUGGGGUUGCGAGACAAGCGUGUCGUAGCGCGUCGUAGCGUGUGGGACACAUGCGUGCCCUCAUCGCUGACAAUAGAUGUAGACAAACAGAAGCAAUAGAUGUAGACACAGCAGUGGUGUUUGGCCGUUGAUUGUCAGUUGAAUGGGGGGCAACGUUGUCACCCUGGCAUCAAGCCGGGGCGCGCCUUGUCGCUUACAGCAAUUGUGCUGUAGGUAUUGCUUUCAAUGCCAGUUAUCACGGCAGAUUGGCAAGUGCUUCGUAGCAUCAGUAAAUAGUAUAUUCUGUUCAACAUGCAGGCCGCCCUGACAACUACUCAAGGCGUUUGUCUGGGCGCUCAAGGAGUGUGUGAGGCAGGCGACCUGGUCACUCAAUCUCCUUGUGCGCGCGUGUAUGUGUGUGUGUGUAGGUGUAGGUGUAGGUGUACUGGUGUAGGUGUAGGUGUGUAGUGCUGGGCCGGGCCCGGCCUCCGCGCCGCUGCCUGGCGCAAUGCCGGCAUGCGGUACGGUGAUGCGCUUUGGAAAGAAGGUCUGCAUCCAAAAGUCAGGUGCUGAGGUGCACACGCAUGACGCGCCCGCCGUGCUCAUUCAGCACUGCUGCUUAUUAUGCCCCGCCUGCCCUUUCGAUUACUGCUCUUUUGGUUUCCUGAACCCCACAGCUCCACUACAACCCAUCAGCCGGGUGAGCAACGCACUUCGGUGUUGUCCUGUGCUGGUUGUAGUGCUGUGCUGGUUGUGGUGUGGUGUAUUAGUGGGUUAAGGCCACUCCACGGACCAAAGGCGGGUUUGCUGUGGGUGCGGUGGCUCGGGUGCUGCAAGUGUGGAAUGGAGGAGGCCGCUUCGAGCGAGGGCACUGGGUGGUACCACGCGUGCAGUGCUGGUCGGUUAGUCGGCCCUGCGCACUGCAGACAGCUGCGUGCGACAGUGCGCAGGGGAAGCGCAGAGCAGAAGCGCAUAGUAGUGGUGCAGUGCAGCACGCGGGCAAUCGGCGGU
Messenger RNA from Chlamydomonas reinhardtii, 6443 nucleotides. RefSeq lists its product as uncharacterized. The record is from RefSeq and is a predicted model, not a curated record. Gene Ontology annotation, biological process: response to starvation. Gene Ontology annotation, cellular component: nucleus. NCBI's taxonomy places the organism in Eukaryota, Viridiplantae, Chlorophyta, Chlorophyceae, Chlamydomonadales, Chlamydomonadaceae. The transcript has 3 exons. Bases 253 to 4908 code for a protein of 1551 amino acids. Gene Ontology annotation, molecular function: cis-regulatory region sequence-specific DNA binding; DNA-binding transcription factor activity, RNA polymerase II-specific.